Molecule: messenger RNA, 2508 nt
Organism: Parnassius mnemosyne (clouded apollo)
Lineage: Eukaryota; Metazoa; Arthropoda; Insecta; Lepidoptera; Papilionidae
Source: the annotation of a GenBank genome assembly
AUGUUGGUUAAGGAAGAAAACUUUUGGGUAAAAUAUUUUUUGGACCGCCGGCCAUCGGAUGAUGACGAUGGAAUUUCGAGUUCGAUCACAGUGAACGAUGGUAGAACAAACACUCAUACACAAACGAAGAUACAGGCACCACAAACCGGACAACUACAACAAAAUAAACAACAACAAGCUAACAGUCUCCCAUCACGGCUGGUCCCCGCGGGAGUACUAGACCACUACCUUCCAACUAAAAGAUGUGAGGUACUUCAUAUCGCAACACUAAACACGAGAACCCUUAGAACUCACGAAAGUUUGCUAGAAUUAGAAAAAUCAUUAGAAAACAUAAAAUACGACAUACUAGGUAUAUGUGAAAUGCGAAGACUGGGAGAAAAAAUAGAAGACCACGGCAGCUACAUACUGUACCAUAAAGGAGAAACUGCUGGUUGUAGAGGAGUUGGUUUUUUAAUAAAACAGUUACUGAGAACAUGUAUACAAGAAUUGAUAGGAAUAUCUGAUAGAUUAGCAAUACUAAAUGUAAAACUACCAGGAUAUAAGAAACCUUGGUCUAUCAUACAGGCAUAUGCGCCCACUGAAAACUCAGACCUAUCAGUGCUCGAAGCUUUCUAUUAUAAGAUAUCUUUAGCUAUAAAAAACAACACCGACAAACAUAUAAUCUUAAUGGGGGAUUUCAAUGCACAAAUUGGGGCUAGACAAAAUAAUAGUGAGUACGUACUUGGCAAGUUCGGACAUGGAAAAAGAAGUCGCAACGGACAGAAACUAGUUGAAUUUCUAAUGGAGCAUAACCUAUCAGCAUUAAAUACUAACUUUAAUAAGAACAAAUAUAAUAAAUGGACAUGGAUUUCCCCGGAUGGUUCUUAUAAAAACGAAAUUGAUUAUAUAAUAACCAACUACCCAAGAGCUUUCACCGACACUACUGUUAUAAGCAAUUUGAACUUUAACACAAACCAUCGUAUGGUACGCUGCUCUCUUAGAAAAUUCCAAACAAAAAUAUCUCGCAAUCAUAUUAAAAACAAUAUGAUUAAAUUGCCAAGUCAACCUUGCCUGAUGAAGUGCAACCCGUUCAAAGAAACAAACGAACAUAUAACAAGCGAUGAAAUAGAAACAACACUGAAAUAUGAUAUACUAGAAAACGAAUUGCAAAGCUUGUAUAUCUCAAAAAAUUACGCACACAAACCUAAUAAGUAUCAACUAAGUGAGCAUACCUUACAACUAAUCGGAGAAAGAAAGGAGCUUAUAGCUAUCCAAGCAAAAAAAGAAAAUAUAAAGCUGGUUGCAGAUUUAAGCAAAAGAAUAAGAGAAAGUAUACGCAAAGAUCGCAAGGUCAAGAGGUUGAAAACAUUCGAGCACUACAUACAAAAAAAGGGGGGUGUGAAAAAAGCUCUGAAAGAACUGCGAGAAGUAGGCAAAGAAUGGAUACCCAAACUAAAGGAUAAGUCGAAUACUACCACGAUACGACAGAAUAUCAAAGAUCUAGCCACAAGUUUCUACCGUCAACUGUAUGCUAGACAGCACCAAAUUACAAUAGGUCACCACAGAAGAGUGCUCACUCAACAUAUUGAUGAAGGGAAAUCAGAGCCUGUGCCGGACAUCCUAUUGUGUGAAGUCGAAAAGGCAAUUAAGAGUCAAAAGAUGGAGAAGUCCCCGGGACCAGACAAAAUUACCAACGAACUUAUGAGGGGAAAUAUAGAAGAACUGACUCCAAUUCUUACAAAGAUUUUUAACGAAAUCUUAACAAACGACCUGGUAUUAAUUGAAGAACGUCCCGAAAAUCUCGAGUAUAUGAUAAAUAACUUAAAUGAAGAAAGCAUAAAAGCUGGACUAAAAAUGAACACUAACAAGACCAAAAUAAUGACAAACAGCACAAAAUCUAACAUCACAAUAAACGGCGAUUCUCUAGAAUAUGUGAAAGAUUACAUAUACCUGGGUCAAGUAAUUUCCAUAGAAAAUCAAAUACCGAAAGAAAUUAAUCUCAGGAUCGCAACAGGUUGGAAGAAAUACUGGUCAUUAAAAGAGAUCGUGAAGUCCAAAGACUUAAGCAUGUCAAUAAAAAGAAAAACAUUUAAUACUUGCAUUUUACCUUGUCUAACAUACGGAUGCGAAACCUGGACCCUCACAAAAGCAUUAAGAGAAAAACUUGCAGUAGCACAGAGAGCAAUGGAGAGGAGUAUGACCGGCUAUAAAAGACAGGAUAAGAUCAGAAAUAUUGACCUAAGGAAUUUAACAAAACUUACCGACAUACUCGAACGAAUCGAUCAACAGAAGUGGAGAUGGUCAGGACAUAUGGUGCGUGACAAAAUGGGAAAGUGGAGCAGGAGAGUAACAGAAUGGUAUCCAAGAGACAGUAAAAGAAGACGAGGAAGGCAGCACACAAGGUGGGAAGAUGAAAUAAGACUUACAGCAGGACCAAACUGGAGAAGGGUUGCUCAAGAUAGACAACAAUGGAAAUCGUUGGAGGAGGCCUUUGCCAAUAGGCACGCCGAACUAAGAGACAUUUUGUAG